AUGUUGGCAUUGGUCGAGUCACCUAGAAAACCGGUCGUUGAAGGGACUAGUCCUUACCUGGCGAUCGACACUACGCCUCGCGCGCAAGUGACAAGUAGUGUACUAGAUCUUCCACCCAUGAAAUUGGGACACAAAAUAGGUUUUAGAUACCCAGGCACCGAAGAAGAUGACAUACUACUGGAAUCGCCAUCAAAGCCAAGCAGAAACAGAAGUUCGCCUCGUAUUAUCAGCAAUAUCGUCAUAGGUCAAUCUCCAGAACUGGUUUCGGAUGAGGAUACCCUUAGCGACAGCAGCAUCGGAACAAGCGGAUUGAUUAGUCCGACUAGUGAGCUUUCUCCUUUUUCGCCAAUUGUACCUGAAUCGAUUGCAGACAAGAAUGAUUCAAAGGCGAAUCUAUGUGACUCACCACCGAUCAAGGACUACUAUGGAAAAGGUACCCAUGAGGAAGAUGCCCUUAGCGAGAACAUGAUUGAUAUCCCGUUGAGAAUCUCUGGAGAUGACAUCCUACCAUUCUUUCAAAGUCCUCAAAAAAGAGGGCACGCGGCCGAUUCAAGGGUUCAUUCUUUGAAGAGAAGUUGUCGAGAAAUUGAGGUUGACAGCAUUCCACCAAAGUCAAUUCUCAAGCUUCCAAAGGGCCCGGAUGCUCUCAACUUUGUCGUAACAUCUACAAAUGGGUCAAUCAUUGACGCGACUAUUUUUGCCACGGAGAUCAACUCAUGUGUGGAGAAUAUUCCCCUACCAAAAAGUAUUUGGGAGAAAGUAACUAUUCCAGUCAACGUUCAAGUCAAAGAGAAUUUCAAAAGGGGUAAAGGCAAGAUGAUUGGAGGAUACUACGAUUUUGAAGAGGAUCCCAUAUCAGAUAAAGGUUUGGACAAUUGCGAAUCUAAUGAACCAGAAGAAGAUGCAGCAAUUAUCCGCGGUUACGAUUUUCACGAACAGGUACCAAGUUCAUCGGGCAGAGAUGGAGGGUUUAUAUCGAAAAAGAGGCGUGACAUUUUCAAGAAAAAGGUUCAAAAGAGAACCAAAAUAUUAAGGUGGGCUGAUUUUGUCUAA
Lachancea fermentati is the source of this 1053-nucleotide messenger RNA. Lineage: Eukaryota; Fungi; Ascomycota; Saccharomycetes; Saccharomycetales; Saccharomycetaceae. The record is from the annotation of a GenBank genome assembly.